UUCGGUUGUUGAGUGAGACCAUCGGGCGACCAAAGUGUGUGUGUUUCUGUGGUGACGACUGAGAAGUGAUUUCGACUGCAACAGUGAUUUCGGUUCGAAGAUUGACGGUGUGCAAACGAAGCGUUUUAAGGACACCGACUGGACUCAAAAUCAAAAACGAACAUGGAAACGUGUGUGCUGAUACCGCAGGAGUUCGCUCUCGCCGUGACCGGGCUGGGGGCGCGAAAUUCGCGUGAACAAACCGCAACCGUGUGGUCCAGCAGGGCCAUCGCGCAGGGAACGCUCUGCUAUCCCUUCCAAGGCACGGUUCGCAUCGACAAUUUGGACAUCUUUUCAACGAUCCAGGAAGACGACAUUCGACAUCGGUUCGGACUUUACGACGAGAUCACCGCCGUCAAUGGGCGAACGGUGCGCCACUGCAACUGGAUCCGGUUCCUGCGCGUGUCGGAAACGUACGGGCCGCAGGUGAACGUGGUGUGCGCCAAGGUGAAAGGUGAGCCGAUCUACGAGAUCGUGAACCCGAUCCCGUCGCACCAGGAGCUGGUCGUCUACUACCUUCCCGAGGGUCCCGAGGAGCUCUUCUUCAUCCGGAUGCGCAAUCAGCUGUAUCGGCAAACGAUGGACUCGAUUCUGGAAGAUUCCCCGCUGGACCUCUCGACGUCGCUGCUGUCGCGGGUCAUGCUGCCGAUCUCGCCGCCGUCGGGCGCCGAGGACG
Molecule: messenger RNA, 715 nt
Organism: Anopheles cruzii
Lineage: Eukaryota; Metazoa; Arthropoda; Insecta; Diptera; Culicidae
Exons: 3
Source: RefSeq, a predicted model, not a curated record